Messenger RNA from Leishmania mexicana MHOM/GT/2001/U1103, 1038 nucleotides. Its product is annotated as putative ribosomal protein L11. The coding region runs from base 1 to 1038 and encodes 345 amino acids. Lineage: Eukaryota; Euglenozoa; Kinetoplastea; Trypanosomatida; Trypanosomatidae. The transcript has a single exon. Gene Ontology annotation, cellular component: ribosome; mitochondrial large ribosomal subunit. Gene Ontology annotation, biological process: translation. Gene Ontology annotation, molecular function: structural constituent of ribosome; large ribosomal subunit rRNA binding. The record is from RefSeq and is a predicted model, not a curated record.
AUGUUGCGACGUAGUGCGGUGCGGUACCUCAAGGCACGACCAAAGACGGUCAGCAUCGAGCCAGGUAGCAACCGAUUUCUCGAUCCCAAUGUGGAGGCAAAGGCGAAGGACAUCUUCGCCGUACCGGAGUUUCCGAACAAGGCGGUGCUGCACAACUGGCGUUUCUUCAUCAAGGCUGGCAAGGCCGCAACGGGGCCGCCGGUUGGCCAGGAGUUCUCGAAGCUGGGACUGAAGGCGAUGGACUUCGCCAAGGCGUUCAACGACCGCACCAAGCCGCACUUCAAGGACGAUAUCGAGCUCAUUGUGCGCAUUCAGGUGUACUUCGACAAGUCGUACAUCUUCCGCAUCGAGCCGCCGCCGACGGCGUGGUUUCUGUUGCGCGCGAUUCGCAAGAAGAGAGGCGAGACGGGCCCUGUUGUUCUGCGGGGCAACUACUGUGCCUACCUCACCCUAGAAAUGUGCUACGAGAUCGCCAAGAUGAAGCAGAUGUCGUGGGGAAAGGUCGAGUACCCACCGAUCGAGGUGCGUGUGCGGCGUGUCGUUGGUCAGGCGAGGCGCAUGGGCAUUGCUAUCAUCGGCAUCGACACCGCGCACAGCUCGCCCGUGAAGGGCAUGACGGAGAAGCAGUACCUUGAGGAGAGCGAGAAGUACCGCAAGGUGCACAUGAUACAGUACGAGGCGCUGAAGGCGAAGGAGCUCGAGUUGGCCCCGCUGAUUGAGCGUCUGCAUCGACCGAACAUGGCCCCGCUGACAAACACGCAACUUGAGGAGGGCCUGAAGGAUGCGAACCUGCUGAACGCGCUGUGGAAGUCGUCUCACCCCAAGAGCCUCUUCGCGCAGGACACGCGCGAUCGCGAAAUGGCGCGCCGCUACCUGAACACGCGCGGCUGGUUCAAAGAAAUGACAUCGGAGGAGAUGCGUGUGGUAUUUCUGAAUUACCGCCUGCCCGAGCAGGAUCGCCAGCGGCAGCUGAACAUGACAGACGGACAGGCGCAGUCGCAGACCUACUGGUCGCGUGAUGCCGCGUCACCGCAGUAA